CAUGAGUGGGUGCCCAUUUCUAGGAAACAACUUUGGAUAUACUUUUAAAAAACUAUCUGUAGAAGGCAGUGAAGAAGACAAAUCACAAACGGGUGUGAAUAGAGCCAGCAAAGGAGGACUUAUCUAUGGGAACUACCUGCAUCUGGAAAAGGUUUUGAAUGCACAGGAACUUCAAAGUGAAAUAAAAGGAAAUAAAAUCCAUGAUGAACAUCUUUUUAUCAUAACUCAUCAAGCUUAUGAACUCUGGUUUAAGCAAAUCCUCUGGGAAUUAGAUUCUGUUCGAGAGAUCUUUCAGAAUGGCCAUGUCAGGAAUGAAAGGAAUAUGCUUAAGGUUGUUACUCGGAUGCACCGAGUGGUGGUGAUCCUUAAACUACUGGUCCAGCAGUUUUCCAUUCUGGAAACGAUGACACCCUUGGACUUCAACGACUUCAGAGAGUACUUAUCUCCAGCAUCAGGCUUCCAGAGUCUGCAGUUCCGGCUACUGGAAAACAAGAUCGGUGUUCUUCCGAGUUUGCGAGUCCCUUAUAACAGAAGACAUUACCGCGAUAACUUCAAAGGAGAAGAUAAUGAACUGCUACUCAAGUCUGAGCAGGAAAAGACACUUCUGCAACUAUUGGAGGCAUGGCUGGAAAGAACACCAGGUCUAGAGCCACAUGGAUUUAACUUCUGGGGAAAGUUUGAAGAAAAUAUUGUCAAAGGGCUGGAAGAAGAAUUCACAAAGCUUCAGGCUAAAGAAGAGUCAGAGGAAAAAAAGGAACAAAUGGCUGAAUUUCAAAAACAAAAAGAGGUAUUACUCUCUUUAUUUGAUGAGAAACGUCAUGAACAUCUCCUUAGUAAAGGUGAAAGACGACUGUCAUACAGAGCACUUCAGGGAGCCUUGAUGAUAUAUUUUUACAGGGAAGAGCCUCGAUUCCAGGUCCCUUUUCAGUUGCUGACUUCUCUUAUGGACAUAGACACUCUCAUGACCAAAUGGAGAUAUAACCAUGUGUGCAUGGUGCACAGAAUGCUGGGCAGCAAAGGUGGCACUGGUGGGUCCUCCGGCUAUCAGUACCUGCGCUCAACAGUGAGUGACAGGUACAAGGUAUUUGUAGAUUUAUUUAAUCUUUCAACAUAUCUGGUUCCUCGACACUGGAUACCGAAGAUGAACCCAAUUAUUCAUAAAUUCCUUUACACGGCUGAUUAUUUUAACAGCUGUUACCACAGCAGUGAUGAAUCGGAUUAAAAUUAUCUGCAAAAAUCUAUGAAGAACACUGAUUUAUCAGUUUGUUUUUUAAAAUUUUCUAUGACUUUUCAUGAAUACACAGAGUCAUUGUAAUAUAUGUAUAUACAUAGUUAAGCACUGUGGUGCUCUGAUCCAAUCUUGGAAAUAAUUAUAUUACCUCAGUUUUGUAAUGAUAUAAAAUUCAGCACUAAGAUAAGAAAUUAAUUCAGUUAAAUUAUAACAUUGUACAUAACAUAGGGUGUUUUCCUAUUAAAAAACUUAAUGUUCCCUGAUACUUACCUUAAUGUAACCAUUUAAUGUAAUCAUUUCAUUGUUUAAUCCAUUAUAAGCUGUAAACUUCAGCUAUUUCAAAUAUUUUAUGCAAUAAAAUGUGUCAUUCUAUACAAA
Molecule: messenger RNA, 1609 nt
Organism: Diceros bicornis minor
Lineage: Eukaryota; Metazoa; Chordata; Mammalia; Perissodactyla; Rhinocerotidae
Gene: TDO2
Product: tryptophan 2,3-dioxygenase
Exons: 12
Coding region: 2-1222 (406 amino acids)
Molecular function (GO): heme binding; metal ion binding; L-tryptophan 2,3-dioxygenase activity
Source: RefSeq, a predicted model, not a curated record